This is a messenger RNA of Cinclus cinclus, 1096 nucleotides long. RefSeq names its product methyltransferase 9, His-X-His N1(pi)-histidine (gene METTL9). The transcript is spliced from 5 exons. The record is from RefSeq and is a predicted model, not a curated record. Bases 1 to 966 code for a protein of 321 amino acids. NCBI's taxonomy places the organism in Eukaryota, Metazoa, Chordata, Aves, Passeriformes, Cinclidae. Gene Ontology annotation, molecular function: protein-L-histidine N-pros-methyltransferase activity.
AUGAGACUGUGGCUGUGCUGGCUGGGCUGCUACACCCUGCUCCUGUGGGUGCUGAGGAGGACGAUGUGGGCUGGCCCGGCCCGGUACCUGCGGAGCCCUUUAUCCAGGUCCCUCUACGUGAAUAUGAUGGGCAGCCACAGCCAGCCAGCCCCGGGCGCCAGGGAGAACCACCAGUGGUAUGCCUGCAACACUGAUCAAUUGUCUGAAUCCCUUCAGCCCAUUUUUGUCCAGAGUUACCUUGACCAAGGAACACAGAUCUUCUUAAACAACAGCAUUGAGAAGUCAGGCUGGCUGUUUAUCCAGCUCUAUCACUCUUUUGUGUCCUCUAUUUUUAGCCUUUUUAUGUCUAGAACAUCUAUCAACGGGCUGCUGGGAAGGGGCUCAAUGUUUGUGUUUUCUCCAGAACAAUUUCAAAGACUGCUUAAAAUAAAUCCUGAAUGGAAAUCCCACAGACUUCUCGAUUUAGGGGCUGGAGAUGGAGAAGUCACUAAAGUUAUGAGUCCUCACUUUGAAGAAAUCUAUGCCACUGAAUUGUCUGAAACUAUGAUAUGGCAGCUUCAGAAGAAGAAAUACAGGGUGCUUGGUGUAAAUGAAUGGCAAAACACAGGGUUUCAGUAUGAUGUUAUCAGCUGUUUGAAUUUGCUGGAUCGCUGUGAUCAACCACUGACUGUAUUAAAAGAUAUUAGAAGUGUACUGGAGCCAACCAGAGGCAGAGUCAUCCUAGCACUUGUUCUGCCAUUUCACCCCUAUGUGGAAAAUGUAGGUGGCAAGUGGGAAAAGCCCUCAGAAGUUUUGGAAAUCAAAGGGCACACUUGGGAAGAACAGGUGAACAGCCUGCCAGAAGUUUUCAGUAAAGCUGGUUUUGCCAUCGAGGCUUUCACCAGACUGCCCUACCUCUGUGAAGGUGACAUGUACAAUGACUACUACGUGCUGGAUGAUGCUGUCUUCGUCCUCAAGCCAGUGUAAGCCUGUGUGAAGUAAAGCUCCACAAUCUAACCCAAGAAGCAGCCUCUGAAAGAGGGUUUUGAUUUAUGGUUACUUAAAGGGAGGGAAUUUUGGGAUUGCUAUGCUAAGUAAAUAUCAUGUAUGAAAUUUA